AAAAAUGAUACAUUGAUCAUCAGACGAGAGGUUACAGGAAUCAAUCAGUUGUGGGAAAGUACCUCUGAGUUUGAGUUGGAACUUUCAAGCGAUCAUUUCCAAAAUGGUCAACUUCGAUUGGCCUGUUUUGCGACUAUAGAUGGAGUAUAUACUUCGUCAGCGGAAACGAUUAUUACAGAAGAUAAGCCAUUGAUUGCUUCAAUAACAGGUGAUGCAUCACCGCACAACCAUGGGGCUAAUUCAGCUAGUGCACCCAUUUCGAGACCUCCACCUGUAUGCACCUGUAUCCAUCCUUAUCCGUGGAAAAAGGGAUGGCCCAUUGCAGUAUACAUGAUCCUGCUCAGUUAUUUCUGCAGAUAGCUCACGUGUUAAUUCAAAAGUGAUCAACAUCGUCCAUGUAAAACCUAGUAGUCUAGGGCUUCCAGUUACAAAUAUAUGAGGGGAAUGAUAUGUAUGGAUUAGAUAGAGAAUGAUUUUCAUUAAAUAAUUAAG
Molecule: messenger RNA, 492 nt
Organism: Fopius arisanus
Lineage: Eukaryota; Metazoa; Arthropoda; Insecta; Hymenoptera; Braconidae
Source: RefSeq, a predicted model, not a curated record